This is a messenger RNA of Aspergillus japonicus CBS 114.51, 1485 nucleotides long. Its product is annotated as fungal specific transcription factor domain-containing protein. The transcript has 3 exons. NCBI's taxonomy places the organism in Eukaryota, Fungi, Ascomycota, Eurotiomycetes, Eurotiales, Aspergillaceae. The record is from RefSeq and is a predicted model, not a curated record. The coding region runs from base 1 to 1485 and encodes 494 amino acids. Gene Ontology annotation, biological process: DNA-templated transcription. Gene Ontology annotation, molecular function: zinc ion binding; DNA binding.
AUGGUCAAUCUGGGGCUGAUAUAUCUCAACGGGAAGCGAGAUACCGCCGACGAGGGCCGGGCGUGGAUUGAAUCUCGCACCGGGGAAAUCGUGAACAUGGAUCGAUUGAUCACCAUGAAGCUUCCGUGGACCCGAGUUGAGUCCGUCAGGGACUUCUUAGCCGUCCCUAAGCUCCCCGCUCGCCCUAUUGUGGAACGCAAUAUUGCUGCAUACUGUUCAUCAUAUCAGAGCCUCGUGUUCCCGGUGAUCAGUCAAUCACUCUUCACCGAAACGCUGGAUCUCGCGUACGGAAGCCACGGCCCUGGCGUAGACAGUGCCAAGGCCUGCGUCUAUGCAUUCCUGUCGGUGGUGGCGAUAUUUGGCCUGGAGAAGGACCUGGGCGAUGCGCUGGAUUGUGAAACGUAUGCCUUGGCGUCCCAGAGCUUCACCGUACAGAUCAUCAACGAAAUGACUGUAGACGGCCUUCGAGCGCUUGUAAUGCUUACGCAGCACCAUUACUUCCUGGGGGAUUUGCAAAGGGCGGCAGUCUCCGUGUCGAUGGCCAGCCGCCUAGUCUUCAAGCUUGGGGCGCAUGAGGGAGCGGGCCCCACAGUCUACGACAGGAGCCUACCAGAAUGCCACUUGCGCGAUCUUUUCUGGCUGUGCUACUCUUUCGAUCAGGAUAUUUGCCUCCGAACUGGACAGCCACCGUCGACAGCCGGGGUGUUUUGCUCCCUGGACCUUCCGACGAACUACGCCCAGCUCCAGGACACCAACCUGCAGCACCCCGAGCAGACUUUGACGGUCACGGAUGCCACGCUCCCUCUCUAUCCCUGGGACCUUCGUCUCUCUCGGCUCAAAGCCGAGAUCUACGAGGCGCUCUAUUCGACGACCGCGUGCCAGCGAUCCAACUCGGAGCUCGUCGCCCGAAUCCGUAGCCUGGACCAGGCCUUGGAACACUGGCGCAUAAGCCUAGCUCGGGAAAUCCGGCCGACGCUGCAUUUCUCCGUCGGGAUGUCCGUCGACGGUAAGCUGAAUACCCAGGCAGUGAUGCUGCGACUGGCAUAUUACCACUGCGUCACGAUCAUCCAUCAAGCCACCGAGCGGCAUCAUGAUGAGCCCGGGAUAUGCUCGAGUUUGAGUCUCGCCAUUCGGGCCAGCCGGUCCAGUCUGGCCUUCCUCCAGACCGCACUGCCCGUGGUCAAAGGCGAAUGCUUCUGGGUGAUCAUAUUUUACGCGAUCACUUCCAUCCUGACACUCUUUCGCAACAUCCUCAAGAACCCACUGGAUCCGGACAUGGCGGAUCUUGUGGCUGUGCUGCAGGGUGUUCCGCAUCUGAUCCGCGAGAUUCCCAUCCGGACGCUUACUGUGGGCCCGAUGAUUCAUCUCAGGUUCCUCAACAAUUUCGCGACUGAGCUUGCGAGGCUCGCUACAUGCGCUAUAGCCAAAGCUGAGCGUGAGGUUGCCACAUCGUCGGUCGCAAGCCACGAACUUCCUGGACCGUGA